This is a messenger RNA of Procambarus clarkii (red swamp crayfish), 1203 nucleotides long. The record is from RefSeq and is a predicted model, not a curated record. Lineage: Eukaryota; Metazoa; Arthropoda; Malacostraca; Decapoda; Cambaridae.
GCAGCGGCAGCGACCAUAGGAGCCGUGAUGGUGACCCUGGCGCAGCUGGUGACUAUCGCGCAGCUGGUGACCAUCGCUCAGCUGUCGACGGCGCAGUCCAUCCAGAUAUCCCCGUCCAUCAAAAAUGGCGGCGUGACUUUCCCGCUCUUCUCGCCCUCCGUGCUCUACGACCAGAGGAUGGCUGAGUCGUCAGCCUCUCAGGCCGUGGUCCUGCCCGCCCCUCACCAGGACCGACGGCGCUCCUCCUACCGCUCCGCCGACACCGGCCAGGUGAGUGGCUCUCUUGUCUGCCCUCUCGUAUCUCCAGCUGACCUCCUCCCUCGCCACGCUCAUUUAGGGUCAGCGUGCUUCUGUAAGCUUCCUAAAGCUGUGCUUGAGCUGCUGAUCAAGAGAGUGUCCGACUACAGCGUCGUGUCCCCUGACUUCCACCCACUUGACUACGCGAACGACACCGCCAAGUUUGAUUAUGCUUCUGGGAAAACGUUCUUUGACACAGAUACAGAGCCCGAGACCUCCAGCUAUUCCUACCCGCCGAUGAACUACAAGAACCAGAGCGGUCGCUUCUUCACCUUUGGCUCCGGCGCCAAGACCCUGGACCUUGGUCUCAGCUUCAUUGUGCCCUUCGUAUCCAUCCCGACGUCGUCACUACUCAACAUCGGGGAGAACCUCGGGGCCACCACCAGCACCGCCCUCAGUUCCCUCAUGUCCAUCAACUGGGCCUCUAUCAUCUCCAUUGGUGCGCUGAUAUUAAUCGCCUCUCUCCUCCUGCCGCAGUUGGCCGCCUGGGUCUCCACCCUCAUCUCAGGCGGCACAGGCGGCUACUCCAACUCCUACGGCCGGAAUAUUGAGCGUGAUGGAGGCCUGCUGCCAGUGGCCCCCUUCACCUCUAUCCUCAGCCAGCUAGAUGAUGCCCUCGCUCAGUACGACCUCGACUCCACGUCGUGCAUGCAGCGCUCCGUCUGCACCUACGUCGCCGAGUCUGAGCUUAGUGUCAAGGAAGGUGACGCUGACUCCAUUGAGAUGAUUGUGUCAGGGCUGGCCAGGAGUUUGUGGCUGCAGACGCUGGUAGGGAAGACCUCUUUGACGGAGGCUAUGGAGAUGGGUCGCUCUGGUGCAAACUGCCAGGUCCAGUACCCAAAGUGCCCCUUCUCCCUCACCGGUGUCCUCAGGUUCCUCGCCACCUACGCCUCCCUCAAUAGUUGA